AUGGGAAAUACACUUGAACAAAAAGAAGUAAAAACAGUCCAGCCAACCUCGCUUCACAAAAGUGAUUUUAAUUUUCAUUAUGUAAUUGGCAAAGGUGGCUUCGGAAGGGUCUGAAAAGUCGAAAUGAGAAAAACCCAUCAAAUUUUAGCCAUGAAAGAAAUGUAUAAAUUUAGGGUGGUAAGUAAAAGAAGCGUUUAUUCUGUAAUGAACGAAAGGAAGCUUUUGUCUAUCUUAAAGCAUCCCUUUAUUGUAAAUAUGCAAUAUGCUUUCCAAGAUAAAGAAAAUUUAUUUCUUGCUAUGGACUUGAUGACAGGAGGCGAUUUGCGUUUUCAUAUAGGUAAAGUUCGUAGAUUUACUGAAGAAGAAACCCGUUUUUUCGUCGCGUGUAUAGUAACUGGCUUAGAAUAUCUACAUGUGAACGGAGUUAUACAUAGAGAUAUAAAGCCAGAAAAUUUGGUUUUUGAUAAUAAAGGUUAUUUAAUAAAAUGGCAUUCGCAUCAUGGAAUUUUAGUUAUGGGGUGGGCUUUUUUGGAGAAUUUUGCACAGAAACAGAGGUUUAACUUUGGGGAACUGCUCCAAGUGCAUCAAGAGACUUAAAGCUUUUUCUAACCUCAAUAGAAACACGCAGGAGCUGAGUUAGGCAUAGCGAGUGCAACAUGCACCGUGAGGUUUCUGGCCAGAGAUAAGGCUUGUUUCGGAUUCUUGAGUCUGUCUAAAAUAUUAAGUGGCGUCGGAAUUCUCGUGAAGUCAUCACUUUGGACUUUAAAAGGGGGGGCCGCGACCUAGUCACCACUACUAAGCUAAUUGAGACUAAGAUAAUAAAGGUUAUUUAAGAAUAACUGACUUUGGUAUCGCCAAAAUUUUUACCCCAGAGAAUUUCAGAGACACGUCUGGGACUCCUGGCUAUAUGGCACCUGAAGUGAUGUGCAGACAAAACCAUGGCAUUGCUGUGGAUUAUUUCGCACUUGGGGUGUUAACCUAUGAAUUUAUGGUUGGCAGAAGACCAUAUUCAGGGAGAAAUAGAAAAGAAAUAAAAGACGGUAUUAUGUCAAGACAAGUCCAGCUAAAAAAAUCUGAAGUCCCUCCUGGGUGGUCGAUGGAAGCAGCCGAUUUUAUUAAUAAAUUAUUACAGAGAAAGCCGGAAAAUAGGCUUGGAAAUAACGGACCACAUGAAGUGAAAAACCAUCAGUGGCUCAGAGAUUUCCCAUGGAAAAAGCUUCUGGAAAAAAGUUUGGAAGCGCCUUAUAUUUGUUUAACUCCCCCCCCCCCCUCCGUGAGCGAACAAAAAAAUUUUGUUCGCUCACGGAGGGGGGGUUAAUUUUUUUUUUUAAAAAAAAUUUAUAUAUAAAUUUUUAUAAAAAAUAUUUUUUUCGAAAUUUAAAAAAAUCCUAAUUUGCAAAAAUUGGGAAGCAAAUAUUAAUUUAAUUUGCAAAAUUUAUGUUUUAAAACGCAAUUUGUUUAAAAUUAAACAGAAUUAGCUCUAGAUUUCAUUAUACUAAUUAUCACUUAUAUAUCAAAAUUUUUUUCCAUUAAAAUUUUUUCUAUUAAAAAAAUUUUUGUUCACUCACGGAGGGUGGGUUUUUGGUCAAAAAUGGCGAUUUUUCUAAUGGUUUUGUUCGCUCACGGAGGGGGGGGGGGAGUAAGUGAAGAUAAUUUUGACUCAAGAGUUAAUAAUGACUGAAAAGACGACAUUGACCCCUCUAUUCGACAAAAGUCAAUAGAAGGGAUUUUUGAAGGCUAUUUCUUUGACGCAAGAGCUCCGCCAAGGAGAAUGAGUGAUGAAAAAAUCCAAAUCCAAAAAGGGGAAGAAUCUACUGUACAGAUCAGAUAUCAAGAAAACAUCCAAAAAAGCUUUGUAUAA
Messenger RNA from Blepharisma stoltei, 1861 nucleotides. The record is from the annotation of a GenBank genome assembly. Lineage: Eukaryota; Ciliophora; Heterotrichea; Heterotrichida; Blepharismidae.